UUUCAGAGUACUUUGACGUAAUUUACAUAUGUCAAAAAUUUAAUGAAGAUGUUAUGUCACAUCUCCUAGUACAAUUUUUGUUAUUAUGAAUUAAAGAAAGUCAAGAAAGAACAUGGCGACUUUAAUUAGAACCACUUUAGUCAAGUUCAGCCCUCAAGGUGGAAAAAUAGCAGGAUGUACGGUCAUUCAGAACAGGACCAUAAUGGGUAAAACUCUUCGGGAGUCCCUUGGACCUCGUCCACCGAAGCCUCCACCAUUUGACUAUGAGAACAAAUGCUACGGCUGGUUACGUAGUCUUGUUGACCGAACGACACAUCGAUUCGAUGAAAACUCAAAAGUUCUAGUAGUAGAGGGCCCUGUAGCUGCGGGUAAGACAACAUUCGCCGCUAGUCUGGCUGAGGAUCUCGGAAUGAAGCAUUUCCCCGAAGCCAAUAUGGAUAUCCACUACGUCCGACCUAAUGGUGUCGAUAUACGUAUGUUCGACAAGGACAUACCAGAAGACACGAGAACUUUCGACCAUGUCAACUUUAAUCUCUCACCGAAUCACCGUCUAGCCGGCAACUUCCAAAUUAUGAUGUACAUGGCUCGAUACAGCCAAUACAUUGAUGCCCUGGCUCAUUUACUCAAUACUGGCCAAGGUGUUGUUCUCGAGAGGUCUCCAUACUCAGACUUUGUCUUCCUAGAAGCCAUGGUCUCUCAGAACUACAUCAGUAAAGGUGUGAAGUCUGUGUACUAUGAAUUGAGGGCUAAUACGAUUGAAGAUCUCAUGAGACCUCACUUAGUCAUCUAUCUUGAUGUGUCUGUUAAUAAGGUACAGGAAGCAGUCAAGAAACGUGGCCUAAAACAUGAAAUGGAGGGCAAAGCUCUUACAACACCAUUUUUAACUGAAAUUGAACAUCAAUACAAGAAUAAAUAUCUCCGAGACAUAUCGACCCACGCGGAACUGCUCGUUUACGACUGGAGUGGUGGUGGUGAUGUAGAAGUUGUCGUUGAAGAUAUCGAGCGUCUCAACUUUGAGCAGUACACACACCGUGAGGAGCCUAAGAUGAAGGACUGGCGUCUCCCUCGUGAGAUGGAGUGGGCCGACCAGCGGAUGUUGUACACCAACUACAAGAACUACCUGAUGAACCUCUUCAACAUACCUCGGUAUGACGUACCGGAGCUAAUCACUGAUGCUGAUGAUGGAUAUUUAAGAGACAAGGUCAUCUAUGAACACCCAGCUUUCGAAUACAUCGAGGGUUACGGCAAAAAUGAUGCAGGGCAACUGUUCAAGAACAAACUGCCGAAAUACACAGAAUAUAUAUAAAAUAAAAAUGUAAAAUGUAGUAGCCUAUUAAAAAUGUUUAUAAAUUA
Messenger RNA from Melitaea cinxia (Glanville fritillary), 1353 nucleotides. It is a transcript of the gene ND-42, whose product is annotated as NADH dehydrogenase [ubiquinone] 1 alpha subcomplex subunit 10, mitochondrial. Gene Ontology annotation, cellular component: cytoplasm. NCBI's taxonomy places the organism in Eukaryota, Metazoa, Arthropoda, Insecta, Lepidoptera, Nymphalidae. Gene Ontology annotation, biological process: mitochondrial electron transport, NADH to ubiquinone. The record is from RefSeq and is a predicted model, not a curated record. The transcript has 5 exons. The coding region runs from base 113 to 1306 and encodes 397 amino acids.